AUGAAAACCACCCUAAAAGAUAAGACGGGUCCCACAUUUUACUUGUACCAUUCCAGAAAGAAGAAACUUCUCAGCUUCAAACUCUCAACUCUGUUGCUCCUGACUAUGGUGAUGUGUGAAAAGAUGCUGGUGAUGGCCUUACCGCCUCCUUUUCCAUCUUUCAAGGUUGCAUCUUCUUCGGUUGACAUCGCGAGUAUGAAAUCUGCUAAUGGGAUCAAGGAUAUUACAAAAGGUCUGGAUACUGUCAAGUCUACUGACGGUGUUUUGGAAUCUCCAAAAGUCAUAGGUAUGCUUGAUGAGCUACUCAAUCGUUUAAGCCAGUCUCCACAUCAUAAGUUGAUCAUAUACCCUAUCAAAGAUCCUUCUACAGAUCUCAAGAACGUUCAUUCUUCUUUGAACUGGAUCACUAAAUUAAAAAAUCGGGUUAAAAAAUUUAUACAAUCUUUUCCGAAUCCCUUCAAACGCAUGAAAGGAAAACAAAAGCCAUUGGAAGAUACACUGGAUCCAUCGAGACAGGGCUUCAAGCCAAUCUUGAUAAAAACAGCAGCAAAACCUAAUUUUUUAAGAAGGGCAAAAUUGGUCUUGGCGAGGUAUUACAAGUCAUGGAGUGUUAUGUGGAAAAAUGUUAUCAAAAAACGCGCAGAAAGGCAAGCAAUUCGCAAGCGACAAAGUGCUUUUCGCCUCGAGGCAGCUGCCCGCGACUGGUAUAGGUCUUUACCACCACAGGCCCGGCGCGGCCCUCGACCGCGGUUAUGUUUGAUCGAGCAUAGUAUUUGGAAAAAUAUCGUUGUUUACUUCUCUCCUUUAUUGCACUAUUCAGUGCGAACCAUUGCAAGUAUACGUAUCUCAGAGCAAAUCGGUGUACGCCUUUCAGACACACCUGUCUCUCAUAGCGCCUCAAAUCAUAUAGCGCAAUAG
Messenger RNA from Melampsora larici-populina 98AG31, 918 nucleotides. RefSeq lists its product as uncharacterized. The transcript is spliced from 5 exons. Bases 1 to 918 code for a protein of 305 amino acids. Lineage: Eukaryota; Fungi; Basidiomycota; Pucciniomycetes; Pucciniales; Melampsoraceae. The record is from RefSeq and is a predicted model, not a curated record.